UGCAGAAGUCACGGAGUACGUUUCAAUGAUUACACCGGCGACGUACAGUCAUUUACCGUUCAUGGAACUCAGGAAUAAUUAAAUGAUAUACAACAUUAUUUACCUGAAUUGCAUCACUACGUCAUCUUUAUUUAUACUCAUUAUGCAGAUUGAAUCAAAGCAUGGAUUGUGAUACUAGAUUAGCUGUAGAUGAAGAAUGCCAGCAACUGUCAAAAUUACUAGAUCUUCUUGAUAAUCCUGCCACAGAACAACAGUUACCGUCCAGUGAAGUAGACCCUUCAAAUAAUAAUGAAAUACUCAAUAAAUCUGUUCAGAAUUUAUCCAUCGAUGCCGUCCACUAUGAAACUGCUGAAUCCCAAGCACUGGAGAAAUUAAGUUUGAAAUAUCAGUCUGAAAGACAUUUUAGUAGUCACCAACAAAAGUCUUAUUUUAAUCUGAUAUUUAGAGCGUUAGUUGAAAAACGACUAUGCUGCAUAGAUUGGGCCGAUAAAGCUCCGCCUGAAAUCAUACUUCGAGUUUUGAUAUGUCUACGUAUGUUAAUGAGAGAUGCAUCUUAUCAGAAACUGUUCUUUAAACUGGGAGGAAUUAAGGUGUUGGCAGAGCGUCUACAAACUGUCACUGAAAGAUAUUUACAUUAUGGUGAACAAGCAUUUAUAUUGGAUAUAUUGAAAGAAAUGACAAAUAUAUUUCAGAAGUUAUCAGCCGUGGUAUCCCAAAGAGACUGGCUUGUUGCAUGUGGUGCGCAUAAGCCACUAGUACUUUUGCUUUCUUCCAAUGAUGUCAUUGUCCUGCACUGUACACUAUAUGCUCUCAUAAGUUUAGCUGAAAGUCCUGCACCAAGAGCUCUUAUAGGGGAAUUAAAUUGCAUUGAAACACUGCUGAGAAUUCUUCAAGACUAUGAUAUCUUAUCUAAAAAAUUAGCUGCUAGUUUGUUGCGUAUACUCUGUGCGGAUAGCCAAGUACGAGAGCAAGUUAAAAUAUAUGAUGGCGUUCCUAUUCUUCUUAGCGUUCUACAUUGUGAUAAUUUAAAACUAUUAUGGAACUGUAUAUGGUGUAUAGUUCAGUUAUCAGAAGAUGCUGAUAUUAGUAGUGACAUUAAAACAAUGGGUGGAGUUCCUUUAAUACUAAGUAUAUUGCACGACAGGAAAUUUGUGUCUGACCACUCGUCUGGUCCAAGUGGUCUUCCCAAAAGUGCUGACAGAGCUGGCAGAAAACAUCCACUGGCUGUGCCCGUGGAUAAUACAGGUGAAGAUGAGCCACUGGAACAUGUACUUUCAUUACAGUCCGCCUGCUGUGCAGCCUUGACAGAAUUGGUGUUGAAUGACGCUAAUGCACAGCAGUUAGUACAGAAUAAUGGAGUUUAUGUAAUUGGUAUGUUAAUAUUUUUACAAAAAAACACUAGAACUCAGGAUGCUAGUGCAGUUAACACUUUACAGAAAAAUGCUUUCCGUGCGUUGAGGUUUUUAUUUAGCAUGGAGAGGAACCGACAAUUGUUCAAGAGACUAUUUCCAGCUGAUCUAUUUGAGAAGUUUAUUGAUGUUGGUCAUUAUGUUAGAGAUAUCAAAAAAUAUGAACCAUUGCUGAACAUGAUUAACAGUAUGUCGAAUGAGGAGUUAUCAGUAAUCAAAGAGUGUUUUCAAGAUACCAAUCAGAAUAAGGAACCAACUCAUCAUAUAAACAACUAUGCAGUAUAUGAACAUUUAGGUACAGGGGCUUUUGGUAGUGUUUACAAGGUUAAAAAAAAAAUGAGUGGACAAUUCUUAGCGAUGAAAGAAAUAUCUUUGUUGAAUCCUGCCAUUGGUAAAACAGCCAAGGAAAGAGACGUCAGUGUGGGACGAAUUGUCAGUGAACUUCCUAUUAUUAAAGAAGGCUUGAAACAUCCAAAUGUAGUUAGAUAUUACAAAACUUUUAAUGAAUGUGAUAAAUUAUUUAUUGUGAUGGAGUUCAUUGAGGGGGCACCAUUAACUGAACAUUUUAAUUCGUUAAAAGAAAAAAAUGAAAACUUUACAGAAGAUAGAAUUUGGAAUAUAUUUAUUCAGAUUGUCUUAGCUCUCAGGUAUUUACAUAAAGAAAAGAGAAUUGUACACAGAGAUUUAAGUCCUAAUAAUAUUAUGCUCGGAGAGAAUGACAAAGUAACAAUCACUGACUUUGGUCUUGCCCGUGUAAAGCAACAAGACUGUAGUAAAAUGACAUCAGUGGUGGGUACCAUACUGUAUUCAUGUCCAGAAAUUGUGCAGAGUAUACCAUAUGGUGAGAAAGCAGAUGUAUGGUCAAUAGGAUGCAUAUUAUAUCAAAUGUCUGCCUUGGCACCUCCAUUCUAUAGUUCUAAUAUGCUUUCAUUAGCCACUAAGAUUGUGGAAGCAAAGUACGAUCCCUUACCCAUUGAGAAGUAUUCAAAUAGGAUUCCUGAAACAAUAAAAAGGUGUUUAACACCAGAUCCUGAUGAUCGUCCAGACAUUGUACAAGUAGCUGGUGCCAUAUCUGAUAUUUUACUUAUAUACAUGGACAAACUAAGAUUAAAUCAGAUCAGUAUGGAAAAGAAGCUAGACAGGGAAAGGAAAAGGACACAGAGGCAUUUCAAUGAAGCCACUCACAAUAUGCAGAAUUAUCAUCGAUUGUUUUUAGCAUCUCAAGAACGCUAUGACAAACUGUUAGCCAGUAGUAGUGGUGGUGCUGCAAGUAUCAGAAGUGACUCCGAUAUGAGUGACAAUGUGUUUGAUGGUUGUGAGCAUGAAUCCAAUGCUGAACUGAAGACAAUAAAUAAACAUAGAUUGAUAGAGAAUUGUCAUGCUGUUCCCAUAACACUGGAACCUGAAAAAGAUGUAUUUAGUGGGGCCGAAGAAGAUGAUACUGGUUACAAAACUGAUGGUGGUACAAGCAGUCUGGAGAAUAGUGGCAAUAGUACGUCUUUAGGUAUUAGUUUUGAUAGUCAUCGAAUCACACCAAGGCCACCUAGUGGCAAAGGUUCACUGACAUUGGAUAUACCCACAGUUAACCAUAGUAAAUCAGCCUGCAGUUCAGGCUCCCCAUCACCAAAUGAAGUCUCAUCAGCAACACCACCUGUAUCAUCAGAGAGAACUGGGUUACUUCGAUCACAGAGUAGUUCAUUAGUUGAAAUGGCAUUAAGACGUGGUGGACAGAGUUCACAACUCAGAAACAGACCACCUUCUGCAACCGCUACGUUAACGAUAUCACCAAGAAAAGUAAGACAAAUCAACGAUCCAAUCAUGCAAAUGUUGAAUCAACUACAUAAAAUUAUAUUUGUUACACAACUGCCUCCGACGUUGGCCCAGAAUCCAAAGAGACGAGUCAUUGAACGAUUUAAAAGAGCUUUAUUUGCUCAGCAAAGCAGUUCAUCUAAUUUGAAGAGUGAGCUGAAAAAAUUGAUGAUUGGUUCACGAGAAGUAAUAGAUUUAAACUUUGGUGUUGGAGAAACUACAUAUUUACUGAAACAUGGCAAGUUUGAUGAUGAAGAAACAGGUAUGGACGCUAGUGACCUUGAUGUCGGUAUCACUUACGAACACAUGUUGUCAAUAAUUGAAAGUGUAUUGCGAGAAAGCGGUUAUUAUGAUAUGUCGCCAAGUGCAAGGUACGAGAAAACACCGAGGACAAGAUUCUAUCUGGAUUGAAGACCCACUACAGAGUGAUGUGAACUCAUGUGCAAGUCUGACUUGCAGUAUCUUGCUGAGUCAUGCUGCCAGUCUUUUGACAUGAAAUCGAAAAUCAUCUUUUGUGCUCCUAUGCAGUGCAACUCCCAUGAUUAUCAAGAUGAUAGAUGACACGCUUCUGAAGCUCAGCUCAAAUAAAAAUGUACUAAAGCUGAAAAUGUUGGCCUUUGUUAAAUGUUAUCCUACCCAUCCGAUUUCAUCUUUCAUAAUUCAGCAUUCAUGCUUCUAAUAAAAUAUGCUAUUUUUGGAAUUCAAUUUCAUCAGAAAAAAAGUCCACUCAACAAAUUUGGUGUUUUUUCUGAUCCCUUGAAGUCAUGUGAUGUGAUGUAAUGGUAUGGUUUUUACUAAUCUAUAGCGCCAGUAAAUGUAAACGAGUUACCAAAUAUGGUAUUAUUUGUUUUCUUAAUGAUCUGUGGGGUCAAGAAAUGUAAAUGAAUUACCAAAUAUGGUAUUAUUUGUAUUCUUAAUGAUCUGUGGGGUCAAGAAAUGUAAAUGAAUUACCAAAUAUGGUAUUAUUUGUAUUCUUAAUGAUCUGUGGGGUCAAGAAAUGUAAAUGAAUUACCAAAUAUGGUAAUAUUUGUAUCUUUAAUUAUCUGUAGGGUCAGGAAAUUUAAAUGUGUUCCCAAAUAUGGUACCGGUAUUAUUGAUGAACUACCAUAAAUUUUGUAUUAUUGAUCUUUUGGCCGAUUAUUAGGUUAAAAAUCAAUUUUGUUUUGUUUGUAUCCUAUCAUGAUUUAAAACUGAAAGCUUUAUUAAACUGCAUUAUACUUAAUGUUUUCUAUUUCUCACAAAGAGGAUAAAAUCUACUGGUAUACACACAAACUUAAAAAUAUGACUGACAAUAAUAUGGUUUUCUUCCCUUGUGUUCCCGCUUUACUUCAAGCCAAGUAACAUUGCAGCAUACCGGUACUAUUGGCUCCAAGUCCACUGUGGCCUUGUGCUGGUAGCUUCAUCAUUCGUUGUGAUGCCACGUCCAGGAAUCUAGAAAUUCACAUUACUUUAAUAGAAUUAAUUUGGUAAUCAACAAGCCAUAUGCAAGCAUUUGAAAAACUAGAAUGUCAUUGUAUUUACACACAAAAUAUUACAUCAAAACCACAUUUUGUAUACUGUACUUAGUUAAUGAUUAUUGUAAUUGUAUAAAGAAUUGUAAAAUUGACAUGUCACUGUUUUAGUGUACUUAAGACGCCGUCCAUUCAAUGUAUUUAUAUGGUGCUUUCUGAUUUGCUCUAUUUUUAUAUUGUACUUAAUACACAAUCUCAGAUAACAGAGAUACAAUGUCGUAUCGAUUCAUUGCUGUGUCUGCGUGAUGAUAUGAAUAAAAUUUACAUUAUGUCGA
This is a messenger RNA of Saccoglossus kowalevskii, 5004 nucleotides long. RefSeq names its product serine/threonine-protein kinase Nek10-like. NCBI's taxonomy places the organism in Eukaryota, Metazoa, Hemichordata, Enteropneusta, Harrimaniidae. Gene Ontology annotation, biological process: protein phosphorylation; regulation of cell cycle G2/M phase transition; positive regulation of MAP kinase activity. The record is from RefSeq and is a predicted model, not a curated record. Gene Ontology annotation, molecular function: protein binding; ATP binding; protein serine/threonine kinase activity.